Molecule: messenger RNA, 1067 nt
Organism: Nicotiana tabacum (common tobacco)
Lineage: Eukaryota; Viridiplantae; Streptophyta; Magnoliopsida; Solanales; Solanaceae
Molecular function (GO): RNA binding
Source: RefSeq, a predicted model, not a curated record
CUCCCCCACCCCCUUUUUCACCCCCUUGAAUCUUUUUCCGAUAUUUGUCUCAUUAUUGAUGACAGACCCAAAAAACCCCUUAACUCAAAAUCCAAUCUUUAUGCUGAAACAAUGCAAAAGAACAAACCCCAUAUGUCAAAAUCCAAACUUGAUGUUGAAACAGUGCAAAAGAAGAUAAAAGCUGAAGGAAUACCAAUAACUAAAGUUUUGAAAUUUUCAAAGUUGAAGGCUGAGUACAAGUCUUUUGAGGCAAAAAGGGAGUUGUAUGGUUCAUAUGAACUGUUUUUGACUGAUAAAAGAGUGGUACACUUGCUUCCUGUUUUAUUAGGGAAGCAAUUUUACAAGAAGAAGAGGAAGGUACCUGUGCCAGUAGAUUUGAGGGGGAAUAGUAGUUGGAAAGAGGAGAUAGAAAGAGCCUGCGCGUCGAGUUUGUUGUGUUUAGGGAGUGGGACGUGUAGUGUUUUGAAGGUUGGGAGGGGAGGGAUGGAGAGUGGUGAAGUUAUGGAGAAUGUUUUGGCUGCUAUUGAAGGAAUUGUUGAGUUUGUUCCAAAGAAAUUGGGUGGUGUUAGAGCUUUUCAUUUGAAGUUUUCGGAUUCAUUGGCAUUGCCUGUUUAUGAGGAUUUGCCUGAUUCCAAGAUUGAAGAUUUGAAGGAGCCAAAGGCGACGAGGAAAAAUUGAAUAAGGAUCAGAAGCAUGGUGAUAACAAGAAAGUGUAACUGUUCUAGCUAUGGAUAAUUGAGAAGAAAAUGAAGGAUAAAAAGUGAACGGGUGGGAUUUCAAAAGGUUUUUCCAGAUAGAAAUCGGCCUAAAGGAGGGUGUGGCAUUUUAUAUGUAGAUUGCGUGUGUGUCUCUGUGUGACCUAUAGGUCACGAGUUUAAGCAAGGGAAGCAGCAACUAAUACUUGCAUUACGACAGACUGUCUACAUUACACCCCUUAGAAUACGACUCUUCCUCGAACCCUACACGAAUGCGGGAUGUUUUGUACACCGGAUUGCCUUUUUAUAUUGUGUGCUAUGUUUAAUACCUUCAUAAUUUCUAAGCAACACCAGCACGCGUAUUGUUCUCUU